Arctia plantaginis is the source of this 1659-nucleotide messenger RNA. NCBI's taxonomy places the organism in Eukaryota, Metazoa, Arthropoda, Insecta, Lepidoptera, Erebidae. The record is from the annotation of a GenBank genome assembly.
AUGGACGGAGAAACUCCUUCAUUGAAAAGAAAUCUUACAGAGUGGAGAUUCAGCCAAUAUCCGAAAUAUAUUUUAUUACCUAUAGAUGAAAAUCAUGAUCAAAUACGGGCAAAUAUUAAGAAUGUCGUAUUCUCAGAGGUUACUCCAAGGCCUUUGGAGCGUAACAUCAGAUUAGUUUGCGCUUCAGAGGACGCCUUAGUGAAUAUACUAGACAUGGACCCAGAAAUGAUCAAUCGAGAUGAAUUCGCUGAAUUCAUUGCUGGCCAAAAAUUACCCUAUGGAGCACUUCCAGUCGCGCAUAGAUAUGGUGGUCAUCAGUAUGGACUCUGGGUGGGGCAAUUGGGCGAUGGCAGAGCUCAUAUUCUCGGCGAAUACGUGAAUAGGCGUGGGGAAAGAUGGCAGAUCCAACUAAAGGGUUCGGGACAGACGCCAUACGCUAGAGUGCAUGAUGGUCGUGCCGUUCUACGAAGUGCGAUCAGGGAAAUGAUUGCAUCUGAAGCUUGUCACUUCCUAGGGAUACCUACUACAAGGGCUGCAGGAUUAGUUGUAAGCGAUGAAGCAGUUGUUCGAGAUAUUUACUACAACGGAUGUCCACGCAGAGAGCGUGCAGCAGUCGUUCUUCGUUUGGCACCUAAUUGGUUCCGAUUUGGAUCCUUGGAAAUUCUUUCCAGAAGUGGAGAAAUCGGUGUCUUACGGCAGUUAUCGGACUUUAUUAUUAAGGAAUACUUCCCAGACAUUCAAUUGACGGAUGAGAAUCGUUUUAUAAGAAUGUUCUCAGAAAUUGCUCACAAAACUUUGGAUCUAGUCGCUAAGUGGCAAGGCCUUGGUUUUACUCACGGCCUCUUGAAUACUGAUAACAUGAGUCUCUUGGGGCUCACAGUGGACUAUGGUCCUUACGGGUUCGUCGAUUCCUAUGACGGAGGUUUCGUCUCCAACUGCUCUGACGGCGAAGGACGAUAUGCACUAGCGAAACAACCAGAUGUCGUAGUAUGGAAUAUCGGACAGCUAGCAAACGCCUUGAAACCGCUUCUUACGUCCUCCCAGCAAGUGCAUAUGUCACAUAUACUUAAAACUUUGGAUACCUACUGCAAAAAUAAAACUUUAGAAACGUUCCUGUUAAAGAUAGGUUUGAAGGAAGAGCGUUGGGGAGAUGAGCAGUUAGUAGAAAAGCUGCUAGAUAUGAUGCAGCAGACUGGUGCUGACUUCACUGCCACAUUCCGACAACUUGCUGAACUGGAACCCUGCGAAAUGGUGAGCGAAAUUAAACUAGAAGAAAAAUGGUCUCUGAAGCGUUUGUCUUCUCACGCAUCCUGGGGAUGCUGGCUCGACCAGUAUCGAGAAAGACUUGACAAGGAAGCAGGCGUGCUGCCCGUAAAUAGUCGUGAUUGUGGUGUAGCGGCAGUGGAUGCUGGUUCCUCGGUGUUAUUCGAGGAUGAGCGUCGUAGGCGGAUGCUCAGCGUUAACCCCGUCUAUAUACCGAGAAAUUGGAUCCUACAUGAAGCGAUCGUUGAUGCGGAACAGGAUAACUUUCAAAAGGUGCGAUUCUUGCUUGAAGUACUAAGGAAGCCAUUUGAGGUACAGCCUGAAGCUGAAAAACGAGGUUUUUCAGCGCAACCACCGCAAUGGGCCUAUGCUCUUAAGAUUAGUUGUUCUACUUAA